AUGGCUAAGCAGGACAGUCCCCUUGACGUGGUUAUCAUUGGCGCCGGGCUCGCCGGGUUGUUAGCCGCCCGAGUACUACGCGAAAAGCACAACGUCAAAGUAUACGAGCGGUCAUCUUCGCCAAUCGAGGUUGGUGCCGCUAUCAACGUUGGGCCAAACGGUGUUCGGAUCCUCGACACCCUUGGUUUCGACCGUUCCAGGGCUGGAUCACUUCCUGUUGCGGCUACCAAGGUCUUUACAAAGGAGGGCCAUCUCCAGUUGAAUGAGAAUAACAACUAUGUGGAUAAAUAUGGCGCUGACUGGCUCUUUCAACAUCGAGCAGACUUGAGAGGGGAGUUUCUUCGGUUGGCGACUGAGGAUACUGGCGUUUCGGGUAUAGCAGGGAGACCGGCUGAGGUGCUUUGGGAUCAGAAGGUUAUCGACAUCGAUCCAGAAGAGGGUCAAAUCACACUGGCAUCGGGUGAACAAGUCAAAGCAGAUCUUGUGAUUGCUGCGGAUGGCAUUAAGUCUAUGGUGAGGCCAUACGUAAUCGGCGAUGCUGUGUUCCAGACAGCUAGGCCAUCUGGUCUAUCAGCCUUUCGUUUCACUUUGGAGCUUCACGACAUUAAAGCAGCUCUCGAGCAACUACCAGAAAUUUUGCAACGUGAUAAGCCUACAUGCUUGUCCAUGGUGUACUCUUUCGACAACACCAUGCGAUCUGUUGUUAUGUAUCCCUGCAGGAACUUUGAACUUCUUAACUUUGUAUGCAUCGUUCCAGAUAGUAGCCUGAAGGAGAAAACAACAGAGUCUUGGACGGCUUCCGGGGAUAAGAAGGAACUUAUGUCGCUAUUUUCAGACUUCCCCUCUUGGGUGCACGAUUAUUUUCGGAUCGCAAAGAACAUUAAACUCUGGCAGCUUCGAGACCAGGACCCUUUACCGACCUACAUUCGUGGUCGAACAGUUUUGAUUGGCGAUGCGGCCCAUGCUAUGACGCCUCACCAAGGACAGGGCGGAACACAGGCCGUGGAAGACGCAGAGGGGUUUCGGCUGUUCCUCCAACGAGGCAUUGCCAGCGAGCAUGUUCCUGAGCUGCUUCAAGACUUUGAUUCUGUCCGCCGGCCGCGCGCAAGCCAGAUCCAGAAUAAUACUAGAAAGGCCAAGAACAAGAGGACUGCCGAAGAGGUGUAUAUGUUUGAGAAGAUAAAUUGGACCUAUGGUGGUAUUCUUGAGGAGCUCAAGGCUGCGAAAGAGGCUGCAGCUAUUUGUAGAAAUAAAUAG
This is a messenger RNA of Fusarium oxysporum Fo47, 1257 nucleotides long. RefSeq lists its product as uncharacterized. The transcript has 3 exons. NCBI's taxonomy places the organism in Eukaryota, Fungi, Ascomycota, Sordariomycetes, Hypocreales, Nectriaceae. The coding region runs from base 1 to 1257 and encodes 418 amino acids. The record is from RefSeq and is a predicted model, not a curated record. Gene Ontology annotation, molecular function: monooxygenase activity; FAD binding.